CUAGUCACCGAGCAAACGCUGGCAGUUUACUCUGAAGCGUGAAGCUUUCACAAUGGAUUGUUCAACCCUUCUUCUGCUCUUGGUAAUUUUUGGUUUUACGUUUAUCAACUCUGCUCCAACGUUUGACAGUCGUCGCCUAGAUGUUGAUGGAUAUCUUCGAACAUACGGGUUCACCACUCAAGAAAUCAAAAGCUCGGCUCACAAGGAAUCAAGGAAGAAAGCAAUUAAAUUAUUUCAGAAAUACUACGGGUUACAAAAGACGGGCUUGGUUGAUGAUGCAACGUACCGCCUUAUGACGUCAUCAAGAUGCGGGGUACCCGAUAACCCUGAAAUCCUGGCCAGUUAUGAUGACUACACCAAUGCAACAAAACCUCUUGCCUAUAAACUGACAGGUCCCACAUGGAAGGAUUCCACUAUUCGAUGGGGAAUUUCACAGUAUACGAACCAGUUGCAGCGUGACUCACAGCGAAAGACAUUGACCGAUGCGUUUCAACGAUGGCAAGCAGUGUCUGGUCUCAAAUUUGUCUAUGCAGAUGAGAAACCCGAUAUUGACAUCAGAUUUGUGUCUCGGGACCAUGGCGAUGGGAGUGCAUUUGACGGGAGAAGCAAUAAUUUGAAAGGCAACGUGCUUGCCCACGCCUUUCCCCCCGGAGGUGCGGGAUUGUCUGGAGACGCCCACUUUGACAACGAUGAGCUGUGGACCACAGACAUUGACAACAAAGACUGGGAAAGGAAGUACUUAGAGAAAGUUGCUGCACACGAGUUUGGCCAUUCUCUUGGCUUACAGCACUCCAACAUCGACGGGGCUCUCAUGAGUGCCUACUACUCCGGCGCCAUAAGAAAAUACCAACUCUCCGAUGACGACAUUAAUGCCAUACAGUUUUUAUACGGCAAACCUUCAGGAUGGUUUCCCACUCUAGGAGGAUUCGUUCCAACACAGGCUCCGUCAGUUCCAACGUGUAACAACCUGUUCCAGGCCGUGGUUUGGGGCACUGAUAGACAGGCAUAUGGGAUCUACAUGGACCAAGCAUAUGCAAUGAACGACGACAAGUAUGCUAAGAGUAUCCCCAAGAGGCUUCAGAAUGUGUUCCCAGGAGCCCCAGUGGAGGUGGACUUUGCCUUCACUAUGAACAAAAAUGCACGGACUGUUACCUACAUGUUUAUGGGCCCAAACGUUUGGCGGUUUACUGGCUAUACCCUGGACAAGGAUUACCCAGUGGGUUUUGAUGUCAGUAAACUGCCCGAACCACCCAUCUCAGCAGUAGUGGGCAAUGAAAGAGGCCGCGAGACAAUAUUUAUGUUUGGGCGAUCAAAAUGGUGGAUUUGGGACGAGAGCCGGGACAACGUGGUGCAUGGUUUGGAGUAUGAAGGUUUCUGGCCUCACAACCCGUCAAAAUAUCCUCUAGUCACAAAAUAUAUUGACGGCGACGUCUAUUUCAUACACAACGAUAAUCACGUGAGACUGAACGACCAACGAACUGUCAAAAAAGGUUACCCAAAGAAGGGGGUACCCGAAUGGAUAUACCAGUCCUGUCCGAACACGGCAAGGACAUUAGGAACAACGGACUAUUUCUGCUCCAUGCUAUGCGCCCUGGUACUCCUGUGUACAACUAUAUGGAGGCAGUAAUCAUUUGCAGUGCAUUUGACUCUUUGCUCAAGGUGUUAUAUUUCUCUCAGGACCAAUCAAAACAUUACGUGGAACUUCCGUAAUCAGUUACACCCGGGAAUUAAACUGCACUCGGUACUUUGAUAUUUUGGGUGCUGAACUUGGACUUUAUGGAAAAACAUAUAUUAUCCCCAAAAUUGUUUAAAAAAAUAUACUGAAAACUCGAGUGUAACGAAAAUUCAGACUGCUGGAACAAAAGAUAUUUUCUAUCACAAAAAUAAUACAUUGUUGCAAGGGUUUUUUAGAAAACAUUUAUGGUUUUAGUUUUAAUUAAAACCUGGUUUUGAAGCUGUGGCUGAAAGCAUUCCACCUUCACGUGCCACGAGACACUUUCAAGAGUCUCACACAAACUAGUUAAAAAGGAUUUACAUAUUAUUUGAACAUGAAAUAUGCUGUCAAUGUAUAUAUAGGCAGUAGAAAGUCUGAAGUAUGAAUCUAUAUUUAUUUUUGCGAUAGCAUUAAUAGAACUAAAAUAUGAGACUGAUAUUUAUGCAAUACCUAAUUAUUUGUAUAUACAUAAAACAUGUAUAUGUAAUUACAUAUUAAUAUAUGAGCAUGUAUAUAUGUUCAGACGCAGACAAUACAUAUAAGUGCUCUGUAAGUUUGUAAAAAAGUUUUUCACAUUUUGUAAAUAUCUAUCUGAAGAAAAAUGAUUGGAAAAGAUACUUCUGUGAAUGAUCGUAUUUAUGCAAUGAAUGGAAGAAAUAGGACAUGUAUAUACACGAAGACUUGUAGUUGUAAUAUCUUGCCUUGCCUCCCACAGCCGUGACCAUGUUAAUGCUAUAUGUUCGAUAGAGAUGUGAUCUGGGCCCGUUUUACGAAGCUCUCGUAAGCCUAAGAUCUCGUAACAUUUCUCGUAGUAUUCGUACCUCCUACAGUGUACAUAGGAGGUACGAAUGCUACGAGAAAAGUUACGAGAUCUUAGGAUUACGAGAGCUUUGUGAAACUGGGCCCUAGCCUGUACCUGUAUACACUUCACGUAAUAACGGCGAGCCUAAUUUUUCCCCUUAUAAAUGUAUACAUGAAUUUAGUUUUUAUACAUACCAAUACUAAUAACUCAUAAUUGUAAUAUCUUUUAAUUUCAAACGGAAUUAUAUGUGAUCAUAAUUAUAAUAAUAAUAAUAAUAAAAAUAGAUAAACUAUUGAUAAGAAUAGUUGAAUUGAACAAGACGUUAUCAAAUUUCAGCUGUGCAAAACUUCAUACUCUGGUUGAUUUUUUAAUUAAAUCCUUGGGGAAUUGAUUAAACCCAGA
Molecule: messenger RNA, 2918 nt
Organism: Haliotis rubra (blacklip abalone)
Lineage: Eukaryota; Metazoa; Mollusca; Gastropoda; Lepetellida; Haliotidae
Product: stromelysin-1-like
Exons: 12
Coding region: 53-1627 (524 amino acids)
Biological process (GO): collagen catabolic process; proteolysis; extracellular matrix organization
Cellular component (GO): extracellular matrix
Molecular function (GO): metalloendopeptidase activity; zinc ion binding
Source: RefSeq, a predicted model, not a curated record